AAAGUAGCAGGAACCCAUAAUUGUGUAGGACCUCCAAGCAAGAAGCAUCAAAUUAUUGAAGCUAUGUUGGCUACGUUGUGACAUGGUGACCGUAUCUGAAGGAUAGCCACAUUAGCUUCACAUGCUCUCCACAUUGAAAUGAAUAGCCUUGUCUCCUCAUAAUUCUUGCACUUUAUAUAUAACAUCAAGCUUUAUUUGAAGAAAUAUCUACCUCUGAGAGGAAAAGAGAAAAAACAAAAAACAGCAAUGGCUACUAAGUAUCAUACAAGAUCAAUUAGCUUGCCUUCAAGAUUCCAUCCUACAACCCUUAGAGUAAAAGAAGAGCUUAACAAGCUCAAAACAUGGGAGACAACAUCAACGUCAUGGUCAAUUUGCAUUGGCCUGUCAGGACUAGAAGACUUGUACGAAGGUGUUAAUGAUCUACUCAACAUGUCAUCAGCACAUGAAAUCCUCACCCACCAUCGAAAUGAAAAAUGUAUCGAUGAGUUUUUGGAUGGAUCUGUAAAGUUCUUAGAUAUCUGUGAGAUUACAAGAGAUGCCAUGUCACAGUUUAAAGGGCAAGUUCAAUCUCUUCAAUCUGCACUUCGUAGGAGAAAAGGGGAUUUGAGCAUCGAAAGCAGUAUUGUUAAUUAUGCUUGCUUCAGAAAGAAGAUGAAGAAGGACGCCAAAAGGUUUAUUGCCACCUUGAAGCAAAUGGACAGCAAACCUGAGGCAUCUAUGCUUCAAGAUCCAGAGCUUAACUUCAUUCAAUUGCUUAGACAAGUUAUUGUAACCAAUAGUUUUAUCUUCCAAGCUCUCUUGUCAUUCUUGGCAGCAUCAAAGACAAAGCACAGUAAGUGGUUAAUUGUUUCAAAGUUGAUGCACAAGGGAGCAAUAGCAUGUGAAAUUGAGAAUGAGUUACAAAGUGCUGAUGCUGCGUUAACCAAGAAGACCGACUUCGAGAUGAUUCAAAGGCUGGAUGAUGUGGAAAUAUGCAUUCAAGACAUUGAGAAUUGCUUGGAAAGAGUGUUCAGGCGCUUAAUUAAAACACGAGCUUCCAUUCUGAACAUAAUCUCCCAAUAGACUCUUCUAGUCCAAAAUCCUGCUAAGGCAUCCAAUUUUAUAGAGGAUCUGCCUAGGAAUUUCAAUUUUCAAGUUUAAAGCAAUAUAUGUACAUAAAAUCAAAUUCGUGAAUAUACAAUGAAAUACAUACAAGUUUUACUAUAUCCAUUUUGUGAUGAUUUGUAUUUGUU
Messenger RNA from Ricinus communis (castor bean), 1232 nucleotides. RefSeq lists its product as uncharacterized. The transcript has a single exon. The coding region runs from base 247 to 1062 and encodes 271 amino acids. Gene Ontology annotation, biological process: shoot system development; root development. NCBI's taxonomy places the organism in Eukaryota, Viridiplantae, Streptophyta, Magnoliopsida, Malpighiales, Euphorbiaceae. The record is from RefSeq and is a predicted model, not a curated record.